This is a messenger RNA of Mya arenaria, 1552 nucleotides long. Its product is annotated as pre-mRNA-splicing factor 38A-like. Gene Ontology annotation, cellular component: precatalytic spliceosome. The transcript is spliced from 9 exons. The record is from RefSeq and is a predicted model, not a curated record. NCBI's taxonomy places the organism in Eukaryota, Metazoa, Mollusca, Bivalvia, Myida, Myidae. The coding region runs from base 20 to 1054 and encodes 344 amino acids.
CCUCGCGAUCCAGAUCAAAAUGGCGAACCGAACAGUGAAAGAUGCUCACUCAAUUAAGGGGACAAAUCCCCAAUAUUUGAUUGAGAAAAUAACUCGAACGCGUAUAUACGAAUGCAGAUAUUGGAAAGAAGAAUGUUUCGCCUUGACCGCGGAGUUACUGGUAGACAAAGCAAUGGGCUUGAAGUACAUUGGUGGGGUGUAUGGAGGAAACAUCAAGCCUGCACCAUUCCUCUGCCUUCUACUGAAGAUGCUGCAAAUCCAACCAGAGAAAGACAUAAUCGUAGAAUUCAUCAGAAAUGAAGACUUUAAGUAUGUCCGAGCCCUCGGUUCCCUGUACAUGCGACUGACAGGCACAUCUAUUGACUGCUACAAGUAUCUGGAGCCACUCUACCUGGACUACAGAAAACUCAAGAGGCAGAAGAAUGAUGGAUCAUUUGAGCUGUUACACAUGGAUGAGUUUAUUGAUGAGCUUAUCAGAGAAGAAAGAGUCUGCGACAUCAUCCUUCCUCGCAUACAGAAACGUAAUGUGUUGGAGGAAAGUAACCUAUUAGAUACUCGUGUCAGCGCCCUGGACGAAGAUCUUGAUGAAAUGGAGACCGAUGAGGAGGAAGACAUUAUGGAUAUUUACAAGGCAGCGAGCUCAGAGAAGCGUAAGAUAAACCGAGAAUUGGACCGACCGGCUCGAAGCCCGUCCCCCACUAGAGGACGGAGGUCCCCCUCUCCUCACCACAGAGAUAGAGACAGGGGCAGAAAAAGAUCAAGGUCCAGGGAAAGAACAGAUAAAGACCGAAAAUCAGAUAAAAAGCAUAAAGAAGAUGAUAAAAAACACAAAGAUGAUGACAGAAAACACAAGAGCAGCAAAUCCAGUAAAGAUCAUCGAAGCGACCGGGAUAAAGAUCGUGAUCGUGGGCGUGAGGACGAUCGUCACAAAGAUCGACAUCGCCAUAGAGACCACGGGGGUCGUCCUGACAAGAAGAUGUCGAAAGACGAACAGGAAAUACAAGAAGCCAAUGAACUGCGAGCUAAACUUGGCAUGGCCCCUUUGAGGCCAUAGGAAAGGGCCAUAGUGUUAUUCAUGUUUUUUAAUCUGAAAAGACAAUGUAUCUUUAGUAGUCAAAUUAAGCACAAGCUCUGAAUUGGUUAAAUGCGUCUUGUGAGUUUGCUAAAAUAUGAACUUGAUAUAGCCUUAAAAUAUGAAUUUGAAAUAGCCGGUCUUGUUACAAUAUCUUCAGACAGGUAGUUAUGUUAGAAUUGAGGCUUGUUAAUUUCAAAAGCCUGAUUUAAAUGGCUGUAUUGUGAUUAAAACUUAAAAUGUAUUGAUGAAUAAAAUAACCCUCUAUAAUAUCUGACAAUGUUUAUAAUCUAAUGGGUUUUUUUCACACUGUUGUCAUAUGUUGAAACGUCUUGGAUGUUAUUUCAUUGAUGACUGAAACAUCUUAUACCAUUUUUAAUAUUCCGUUAGGCAGAUAUUUGAAAUUGGGAUUUGUUUUGAACAUAUGAUACAAUGCCCGCAUGAUGUGUAUAAUUUUUCAGACAAUAAAUACUAAAUGGU